Prunus persica (peach) is the source of this 1044-nucleotide messenger RNA. RefSeq lists its product as uncharacterized. Bases 20 to 241 code for a protein of 73 amino acids. The transcript has a single exon. The record is from RefSeq and is a predicted model, not a curated record. NCBI's taxonomy places the organism in Eukaryota, Viridiplantae, Streptophyta, Magnoliopsida, Rosales, Rosaceae.
ACAACAAAAACCUACAAAAAUGGAUGUUUUUAUUUCAGAAGAGUAUGUUGUGAAGCGAAGGGUUGAGAAAAAGGCAGCUGCUGCUGGUGGAAAUGGGAAAAGUUCAAGCAUGGCGUCUGAAUCUUCUGCGAAAAGGUCCGAUGAGGAGAGGAGAAGAAAAGCUCGACCAAAUCAUGACCAUGAUGUUAUGGUUUCUAGUGGACUGAGUGAUGGCAUUGUUUUUAGCUGCUUCUCAGCCUAAUUUACUUAGAUGAUGAGAUAUUGUAUAUGCUUAUGGUGUUUUGAAAUUUUAAUAUCUUAUUAGCAGCUAGAAAUUAACUUUUAGAUCUUUUAUUACUUGAGAUAUAUGAGGGUGCAGAAAUUAUAAAGCUGAAGUUUAUUUAUGGACUUCUAAACCCUCUUUCUUUUUUUUCUUUUUUUUUUAAAUCAAUGGAGGUUAGGGGAUUUCGAAGUUGGAACCUCUUUCAAUAUUAGGAAGAGAAGUAUCACUAGAUCAAGAGUUAGCUGGUGACUUCUAAACCUUAAGUACUGAAGAGAUUUUUUCAAUCACAUUUUUAGGGUGGGAUUUGGGGAUCACACUACUCCUAUCGUGACUAUGAGAGGAGGAAACCUACCUUAUUCUCGUACACUACGACUUUCAUUCUCUCUAUCUUUCUUUUUAUGUGAUCUAUCAUGCAUGUGACAAGAAAGAUAGAGAAAGUGGGACACAAUGCAUAUGGGUAUAAAAGUAUUUAUCUUCCUUUAUAGAAAUUAUGUCAUUAUUUUCCUUCAAAUAUGGACAUCCUAAUUGAGUCAACGAAUUAAAUACCACUCUAUAGCCAAUCUUUUAAAACACAUAUUAAUUGACGGAAUAUAUUGUACUGCAGUAAUAGUUUCUUUCUAGUAAACCCUUGAGCCUCCUUCUGAGUGUUGGGGUUGGAUCUCGUCGUGACUGAAAAAAUAAAAUAAAAAUAAAGCACACAGACAACAAUGCCAAAAUUGUCAACUCAAUUUUGAGUCAACAAAAGACGCCACCAUAGCCUCGCUUUAUAAAAGUUACAUAUA